CAAACGACCCCCCUCAACAAAAUCUUAUGCUGCCUUCUUCUCGAGUACGCCUCCCCCCCCCUUUCCACACUAUUUAUCCGCCACUUUCUUGGCCUCCUCCUUCAUCCACACACCAUGUCGGCAUCCCCGGAUUUCUCCGCAGUCCCAUCGGAGUCCGUUCUGCGGCCGAUCGUGACGGUGUUUCCGAUAGAAGAUCGUGAUAAGCUGUCAUCGUUUGUUAAUGGUGAGGAUGGGGUGAAUGAGUGCCGGACGCCGACCUCCGAAGAGAGCAGGAUUCCGCCGGUCCCCUCCAGCUGCCCGCCGGCGCCGAAGAAGCCCCGACAAGUGCUUUUGUGCAAGAGGAGACUGUCGGAGCUGGAGUUGUUCAGCGCUCGGCUUGAGGAGAUCGAGGUUUGGUUUCGACAAAGAGACCGGCCGAUGACGACGGUGCCUUCGUUGCCAUGCCGGUCAAAGAAGAGGAAGCGCCGGUGUCUCGGAAAGAAAUGAGACGAAAGAACUGUGCCUUUUUCAGUUAUUCAAUUGUUUUUAUCCGCUUUUUUUCUAGGAUAUGGAUAUAUGUUGUUAGAUAUCAUGAGUUUGUUC
Elaeis guineensis (African oil palm) is the source of this 582-nucleotide messenger RNA. NCBI's taxonomy places the organism in Eukaryota, Viridiplantae, Streptophyta, Magnoliopsida, Arecales, Arecaceae. The record is from RefSeq and is a predicted model, not a curated record.